Molecule: messenger RNA, 546 nt
Organism: Saccharomyces eubayanus
Lineage: Eukaryota; Fungi; Ascomycota; Saccharomycetes; Saccharomycetales; Saccharomycetaceae
Gene: NIP7
Product: ribosome biosynthesis protein NIP7
Exons: 1
Coding region: 1-546 (181 amino acids)
Biological process (GO): ribosomal large subunit biogenesis; ribosome assembly
Cellular component (GO): nucleus; preribosome, large subunit precursor; nucleolus
Molecular function (GO): RNA binding
Source: RefSeq, a predicted model, not a curated record
AUGAGACAAUUAACAGAGGAAGAGACGAAGGUUGUUUUCGAAAAGCUGGCUGGCUAUAUCGGUAGAAAUAUUUCGUUUUUGGUUGAUAACAAAGAACUACCUCAUGUUUUCAGAUUACAAAAGGAUAGAGUAUAUUACGUGCCCGACCAUGUUUCCAAAUUGGCUACUAGCGUAGCAAGAUCCAACUUGAUGUCUCUAGGUAUUUGUUUGGGCAAAUUCACGAAGACUGGAAAAUUCAGAUUGCACAUUACUUCCUUGACAGUACUAGCCAAGCAUGCCAAGUAUAAGAUAUGGAUCAAACCUAAUGGGGAAAUGCCAUUCCUAUACGGCAACCAUGUGUUAAAGGCGCAUGUAGGUAAAAUGUCUGACGAUAUACCAGAACAUGCCGGUGUUAUCGUUUUUGGCAUGAAUGAUAUUCCAUUGGGGUUCGGUGUCAGUUCAAAGAGUACCUCUGAGUCAAGAAACAUGCAACCUACUGCCAUUGUUGCUUUCAGACAAGCCGAUAUCGGUGAAUAUUUGAGAGAUGAAGACACUUUGUUUACUUAA